Corticium candelabrum is the source of this 1354-nucleotide messenger RNA. RefSeq names its product basic immunoglobulin-like variable motif-containing protein. The record is from RefSeq and is a predicted model, not a curated record. Bases 118 to 1275 code for a protein of 385 amino acids. The transcript has 7 exons. NCBI's taxonomy places the organism in Eukaryota, Metazoa, Porifera, Homoscleromorpha, Homosclerophorida, Plakinidae.
GUUACUAGGGGCGCAUUUGACGCUCGGAGACACCAAGGUCGGGCGCGAGAGCAUGCGCAUCAAGGUCGGCGGCUUGUUUCCUAUUCGAAUUUUGGUUGUUCAUUUUGUGAUACGAUUAUGGGUAAUGGAUUGACAACUACUGAAGAGGCUCCUUGCGAAGCGAGAGUUGAUGUAGAAAACGCUCGAGAUGGUGAAGAUGAAAUUUGGGAAGCUCAUUGUGUCAAGCGUUCGUUCAAACCCUCAUAUGAUGAUGUCUGUAUCGACAAAGAAAUAGUUUCGAAACCUGUGAGUGAAUGCAGUGCUUCUGGUCAGUCGGUCAGUCAUAGUACGACCGGAAGCACCUCAACUGUGAUAAGUGGUGAGCAUGUAGUUCUGGCGUGGCAGAUUGACAUGCCUGAUCUCAGCAGUCAAAGGCGAAGGAGCAGGAAACGAGAGGGUUUGAGGUCAACGGAUGAUUAUGAAAUGCUGACAGAUAUGGUGACUGUAGAAAAUUUGAUGCAGAGGAAGGUUUUUGAUCAGAGAAGAUGGCUUUGUAUAAGUCGACCACAAUACCAGAGGUCAUGUGGUAUUACUUCUCUUGUCUCAUGCUGGAACUACUUAUUCAGUCACCUGGGAUGUGGCAGUCACAGACCAAUAACACAGGAACAAGCAUUGACAGUGCUGGGAUUUGCCCCAUCAUUUGAUGAGAUCAGAUUUGGACCAUUCACUGGGAACGUUACUCUGAUGAGAUGGUUUCAACGGCUCAAUAAACAUUUUAGAGUGUUUGGUCGUUCUUAUUUCUUAUACAAACCUCACGGUAAUGAUCGUACGAUUGGACUGUCUUCAGAAUCAGCUUUGGAGAAGUUAAAGGUUGGACUUCAAGACAAGUCAAAGGCCUUCAUUUAUCAUUGCCAAAACCACUACUUUUGCCCUGUUGGUUUUGAAGAUGUCCCACUAGCUGAAAGUGAUGCAUACAGACCGACCUUGUCUGACUCAGAAGUUGAAACGUGGAUACUGAUAUGUGAUACAAGCAGGAGGCAUCCUGGAAUACAAUGCAAACUAUGGAAGGACAUUGCGACUGAUCUGAACUGCCAGAAUCCCAAUUUCUUAGACAUACGGCAUUUAGACAGAGGAAUUCAGAGACGUAAAACUAAGAAGGUGGGAGGAAACUUACACUGUAUUAUGACUUUCCAGCGAUCAAACUUGGAGGAGACAAAGCAGUUAGAUGAUGAAACUAGCAGUAUGACACUUACUAGUAGAGAAGAGAAUGAUGACUCAUCUCUAUCUGCUAGCUAGUGCAUGAAUUCAAAGCCUAUCACGUAGUGUGUAGACUGUACAUAGAUCAAGGAUUGUUUACAUUUUUGUUUUAUAAUGU